AUGAGUGUCUGGCAAUGGGCUUUAGUGCUGUGUGCGGUCUGUACCAUCAACGCCGCGGUCACUCGGUCCGCCCCUCGUGUUGCCCCCGUCUGUUUGAAUGGCGCACCGGAUGGCGCCGGGAAGUGCGUUUGCAAUCUCGGAUUCAGUGAUUUCCAGGGAAACUGUUUUCUGACGACGGACACCCGGAGUAACACCUGUCCCCUCGGGUCGACCAUGAGGGACGGUUACUGUCACUUUCUGCCUCUGCCGCCGAUUCGCGAUGUGCUUCCGGCCCAGGAGAAAACCAUUGUGGUUCCCCCGUUACGUAUCACCAUUCCGUUACCGGAACUGCCGGAACCGGAGAGUGAGAACGGGGAAGUGUACGAGCCGAACGGGGAUGGUGACGACGAGCAGUCUGUGCGUGACGUAAAGCUUGGUUUCGAAAAGUUCGUAAACAACCUAAACGUUAUCAACAACGAAACGUCCGUCCACACGGUGAACGAGAACAACGUGGUGAUACACUUGGUCCGGAAGUUGCCGAGCGGUGCCAUUAGAACGGAGAUUGUGAGAAACAACGUAACGACCGUGUACGAUGAAGAAGUAACCCAAGAUGUAGAGGAUACUACUUCGUCGGAUGAGCUCCCGGCUACCGAAAUGGUGACGGAGAAGCCCCGUUGCUGCAAGAUAGUGUCCCCGAGGGUGUGUCAAAAGCAAGCUGAUGAGUGGGUCUGCUUCCACCGGAAGCAGUACGUGUGCAGUAAGGUGUGUACGGCAGACGAAAUGUACCUACGACCCCGAAGAAUCACGUACCGGAAACCUUGGUUGAUAAUGCCGCCGGGAACGAACCGCACCAUGGAGCCGCCAUGCUUUCUGGGUCGAUGUCCCAAGCCAGAUUGCUCCGGUUGUCUACCAGGCAAAAGGGGUUGCCACGCGAUGUGCUACACCUACGACUGCGCGGUGAACAACGCUU
Molecule: messenger RNA, 949 nt
Organism: Anopheles cruzii
Lineage: Eukaryota; Metazoa; Arthropoda; Insecta; Diptera; Culicidae
Exons: 2
Source: RefSeq, a predicted model, not a curated record